Molecule: messenger RNA, 1066 nt
Organism: Sitophilus oryzae (rice weevil)
Lineage: Eukaryota; Metazoa; Arthropoda; Insecta; Coleoptera; Curculionidae
Product: probable dimethyladenosine transferase
Exons: 5
Coding region: 74-1015 (313 amino acids)
Biological process (GO): rRNA methylation
Cellular component (GO): mitochondrial matrix
Molecular function (GO): rRNA (adenine-N6,N6-)-dimethyltransferase activity
Source: RefSeq, a predicted model, not a curated record
ACUUUUUUAACCAUAACAAACGUGAACGGAGUGUUUUCUAAAUUUUAUUUAAAAUAAGUAAUAUUUUAUAAACAUGCCUAAAGUUAAGUCUGAAAAAAAGAGUCGAAUACACAAUGAAGUAUCUAAACAAGGUAUUAUGUUCAAUAAGGACUUUGGGCAACACAUUCUCAAAAACCCCAUGAUUAUAACGGCUAUGGUUGAAAAAUCAGCAUUGAGACCCACAGAUACCGUUCUAGAAAUAGGUCCAGGUACUGGUAACAUGACGGUGAAACUUCUUGAACAAGUUAAGAAAGUUGUGGCGUGUGAAAUUGAUACCCGAUUAGUAGCUGAAUUACAGAAAAGAGUACAAGGCACACAUUUACAGUCCAAACUACAAAUCCUAGUUGGAGAUGUCUUAAAAACAGAGCUGCCUUUUUUUAAUGUUUGUGUGGCGAAUAUCCCUUAUCAAAUUUCGUCUCCCUUAGUUUUCAAAUUGCUUUUGCACAGACCGUUUUUUCGAUGUGCAGUAUUAAUGUUUCAGAGAGAGUUUGCGCAGAGACUGGUAGCCAAACCUGGGGACAAAUUAUACUGUAGGUUAUCAGUGAAUACACAGCUUUUAGCAAGAGUAGAUAUGAUAAUGAAAGUAGGUAAAAACAAUUUUAGACCUCCUCCUAAGGUAGAGUCAUCAGUUGUUAGGAUAGAACCCAGAAAUCCACCUCUACCAAUUCAGUAUUCGGAAUGGGAUGGUUUAACCAGAAUAGCUUUUAUUCGAAAAAAUAAAACUUUAGGUAGUUCGUUCAAACAGACCUCUGUGCUAGCCACACUAGAGAAAAAUUAUAGAUUAUACUGUAGUUUGGAUAAUACGAAAAGAAAGUUACGCUCUGAUGAUAUACCUGAAGAUUUUAAUAUUAAAAGCAAAGUUGAAAAAAUACUGACUGAAUCAAAGUUCAUUGACAAAAGACCCAGGACUAUGGACCUAGAUGAUUUUAUGAUGCUUCUCAAUGCAUUUAACAGUCAAGGAAUACAUUUUGCUUAGUUUAAGAUAAAUAUUAUUUAUAUUUAACAAUGUAUAAUAUAUUUUAAAAAU